Cygnus atratus (black swan) is the source of this 3603-nucleotide messenger RNA. RefSeq names its product multimerin 1 (gene MMRN1). Bases 1 to 3603 code for a protein of 1200 amino acids. Lineage: Eukaryota; Metazoa; Chordata; Aves; Anseriformes; Anatidae. The transcript has 8 exons. The record is from RefSeq and is a predicted model, not a curated record. Gene Ontology annotation, molecular function: protein binding; extracellular matrix constituent conferring elasticity.
AUGAAGGAGGUUAUCUUCUUGCUGUUCCUUUUGCACUUCCAGAGUGGCAACCUUGGAUUUAACACUCCAGGAAAGCUUUGGACCACAGAGGAGGGUGGUGAAAGCCCAACAACUUACUCAGACAUGACCCCAUCUCCAACUGCAGUGCAUGGCUCUGUGAAUGCAGUGACAACUGCAGGGUCACCCUAUUCUGAGAUACAAGUUGCCAAGGAGAGUGCAUCACAGGCACCCACUUCUGCAUCUUCAGGCAAGACUCUGGGAAUGAAAGCAGUGAAGAAAACUUCCAAUUCUACAACCUCCAUCCCUACAAGCCAGUCAAAUGGACACAGUGAUGGGGACUCUGACAAAGAUAAGAUGAGAAGCUCGUCUAGCAGCGAAAUGACAUCUCUACAGAGCAAUGCAAGAAAGGCCCCUCUCCAGCAAGAGGUCACUCCAAGCCAGGAUAGAGCAGCAGGGAACAGAGCUCUCAAGCAGUCAUCCUACAGCACUGAUAUCACCAACACCCAAAGGGAUGCCAACUCUAAAGCAUCUGGCUUUCAAACUACCAGGGGAAAAAACUGGUGUGCUUAUGUCCAUACCAGACUGUUGCCUACAGUGGUAGUGGACAACCUGGAAACCUUCUCAUCAGGCAGAGCAAAGCCUUGCACUUGGCUUAUAGGAUCCUGUGCUCAGAGGUCCCAGACAACAACGCACGUGGCCUACAGAAUCAAGCAUAAAAUAGUAACAUCGCUGGAAUGGAAGUGCUGUCCUGGGUACAGUGGGCAAAACUGCCAAUCCACAGCUCAAGAACAACAAUCGUUUCUACACAGCAAUCAGGCUGAAAGCAGCAGAACUCUCAGUGAGAGGACACCAGGAGUUUCACAGGACCCCAGUGGUCCAGCACUUACACAAAAAAUGAAUGAGAAGAUUAGCAGCCAGGAGAUGAAACUGACUUUUCUACAGAAGAAGGUUGACAACAUUACUGCUGCCAUGAAUGAUGCAAGCAAGACUCUUUCUUCUCUGGAAGGCAAAAUCAAUGAAAAUAAGGGCAGAGACUUCCAGUCUUUUCUAAAAGGUCUCAAAUCCAAGAGUAUUAAUAUGUUAGUCAAAGACAUUGUCAGAGAACAGUUAGAAGGAUUUCGAAGAGAAAUGCAAGAGAGCAUUGCUCAAAUUUUCAAGACUGUGUCUAGUUUAUCAGAAGAUCUUGAAAAUACAAAAGAAUUAGUCAAACAUCUGAAUGAAACCCAACAAAAAAUUGCUCAAGAGAAAGACAGUGGGCCAACAAAGCUUGACAUUCUGGAGCUAAAAAGUCAUAUGGUGCAGAUGAAAGAGGAAAUGACCCUAAUUUGUGACAAACCCGUGAAAGCUUUACAGGAAAAGCAGAAAUCCUUGGAAGACAACUUGGAACAUCAGCGGUCAAGAAAUGUCAUUUAUUAUGAAUCUUUAAAUAGGACCCUUACUGAAAUGAAAGAUGCUCAUGAACAACUGUUAUCAGUUGAACAGUCUUCAAAUCAAAACAUCCCUUCAACGGAUCAAGUCACAGAGUACAACAUUACAGAGUACAUGUUCACACUAAAUGAGAAAGUAAAGAAACAGGGCCUGAUGGUGCUGCAGAUUUACGAUGACUUAAGAAUCCAGGACAGCAAAAUCAGCAAUCUCAGUGUUGAACUGGAAAUUCAGAGAGAUUCUGUUCUGAGAGUCUGUGAUGGCAUGUUGUCAGAGAGCAGAAAAGAUUUCCAAAUGCAGCUGGCAGCAACCCAAGAGAAUGUGCUUAUCCUAAACAGAAGUCUCUCUGACAUGGUCCUUCCAUUGGACAGUAAGAUUGAUAAAAUGAAUGAGCAAAUUAAUGAUUUGUGCUAUGACAUGGAGAUCCUGCAACCCUUGAUUGAACAAGGGGCACCUUUUAGUCUGACUUCAGAGUAUGAACACCAAAUUCAAGCUGAAGCAAUCAAUGAAAAGCUUGAAAACCUUACAACUGCCAUUAACAGAAUGAGUUCUACAAUUAAGGGACUUUCUAAAACUCAGGAAGGACUUAAAAAUGAAUCUCAGGCUUAUCAGGAACUCUUUGAGAGUCGUAUUAAUGAAUGCUCUAUGGAAAUAGAGGAUGGAUUAAACAAGACCAUGACGGUAAUAAACAGUGCUAUUGAUUCUAUUCAAGAUAACUAUGUACUGAAACAUACGCUACAUGCCCUGAAAAAUGAGACUGAAGUCUGCUGUGGCAGAGCAGAGAAGCUGGACAGCCUGCUGGCUUUCAUUUCCCAGUUGCAACAGUUGAAUGAAACCCUCUGGACACUGCUUACUGGCAAGAAACAGGAAUUCACUUCACAAGUAGUUACAUCCAUUUCUGAUCUUCCGUAUGUAGAGUCUGACAAGAUUAUGCUCCACAAUUUCAGAAGAAUUUACUAUAUUUUAAAUGAAACGUCAUCAAAAGUGAACAAUCAACAAAAAGAUAUCACCCGACUGGAAGAAAAACUAUAUGACUCUGUGGAGGAAUCUAGGGACCAUGAGGUUCGCCUCCUGGGUGUGGAGUCAAAAAUUUCUAAGUUUUUGGCAAAUAACUGUGUCUCACUGAAGAAAAACAAGGCUGCCUCAACAGAGAAAGAACAAAUGAUCUCACUUCAGCUCCAGGCACUGAAUUCCAGGAUUAAGGCCCUGGAAGCCAAGUCAAUCCGCUUCUCAAACAGCAUUCCACUUCUGAACAGGACUGCUCAUGAAGUCUGGGGGCUGUGUCAGGAUGCCAACAGCAGCAUCCAAAAAGUGAAUGCAAGUAUACCUGUACUGAUUAAACUUGCUCAGCCAGAUAUUCCCCUACUGCAAAGAGGCCUCAAAGAGCUCAUUGAAUCUGUGCUUGAAAUAAAAGCAGGGACUAUCCUGACAAAUUUAACUGAGCAUGUUGACGUAUUGGUGGCAAGUGCAAUGAACAACAUCACCAAACUUCAGAAGCAAGUGAAACCAACUAUAAAGAAACCAGCUCCAGUGAAAAAAGGGACAACAAACAUCACCAUGAGCCUGGCAAGCCGAAGUCAGAGAAACACAGAUAAUACUAUAGAUUCAGGGCAGUAUUCAGCUUGUGUCAGCUCCCCAUGCCAGAAUGGAGGAACCUGUAUCAAUGACAGAGAGAAUUUUAUUUGUGCUUGUCGCCACCCCUUUGGAGGAGUCAACUGCAGUACGAAGCUGGUGAACGACAAUUCUCUGAGUGUUGAUUUUUCAAAGGGAUCAUACAGAUAUGCACCUAUGGUAGCUUUUUUUGCCUCUCAUACAUAUGGGAUGACAACUCCAGGACCCAUCAGAUUUAACAAUCUGGAUGUCAACUACGGAGCUUCAUUUGCCCCAGCAAGUGGGAAGUUCCAUGUUCCAUAUCUUGGGGUGUAUGUUUUUGAAUAUACCAUUGAAUCAUUUAGUCCCCGUGCCUCUGGCUAUCUGGUCAUCGAUGGAAUAGACAAACUUAGUUUUCAGGCUGAAAAUAUUAAUAGCAACAAGUACACUGACAGAGUAAUUACUGGAAAUGCUUUAUUAGAAUUAAAUUAUGGUCAAGAAGUCUGGCUGAGACUGGCAGCUGGCUCUAUACCAGCCAAGUAUCCACCAGUCACUACCUUUAGUGGUUACUUGUUGUAUCGUACCUAA